GCGGCUAAGUCGGAUGCCAAAUCAGCCUCCUCUUUCUUUUGCUCUCUUCUCUCCCUUCCUCAUCUCUCUCUCUCCAUUCUCUGUGGUGAUGGCGGCUACGGGCAACGCGGGGCUGAGUGGUGGCCAGCGGAGGUGGCGUGCGAGCGCGCGGCGGCGGCGACGACGCUCGCAUCCUGUCUUUCCCCUUUCUUUUUUCUCUUUUUUUUUCUUCUCUUUGCCGCGGGGAGUAGCAGCGGGCGGCAGCGGCAGCCGGCGGAGGCAGCGUGCGAGCGCGCGGCGGCCGGCGGAGCAGAGCGGCAGCGGGCGAGUGCAUGGCGGAGGGUGCCGCCGCCGCCGCCGCGCCGUCACGAAGCGACCGGGAGACGCCGACGCGGUUGCCGACAUGCCCAGAAGGAGGCCGGGGGAGGCGGUAGCGGUGCACUGGCUGCGCCACGCCAUGUUCGACGCGGCCGGGGACGACGGCGCCGCCGGCGGCGGCCACGGGCGCUUCAUGGACAGGUGCAAAAUCUGCCGUCCGUUCGUCUUCAUCGACCUCCUACGCCCCGUCCCAGUGCAGGCGUCGGUGGGAGAGUGCGGCUGUGGAGAGGCGGCGGCGACAGGUGAGCGCGGCUGCGGAUGGGGAGCGGCAGCGCCGACGACUCCGCGCCGCUCGGGCUCAUCGUCGUCGGUGGCUUCGUGCGCGGGCGGAGCAGAGGUGGGGGAAGCGAAGCAAAGGGGCGGGGGGCGUGGCGGGCGAGCGGCUCCGAGCAGCGGCUGGGAUAGGGCCAACGGGAGGAACCCGAGUCGUCGUCGUGCUCCGUGUCGCGGACUGCCGCCCGUCGCACCAGCCCUCCUCUCAGCCGCGCUCCUCCCUCGCCGGCUACCGCCCGCUGCCCGUCGCACCGGCCUCCUCCCCGCCACCGAAGGCUGCGCCGGCCCUCUUCCCUGACCGGCCACCGGACGCGCCUGCCGCGCCGGCACUCCUCCCGUGCUGGCCGUGCUCCUCGAGGGGAGAAGAGUAUGAGAGAGAGAGAGGAGGGAGAGGAGGGGAAAGAGGGAGGGUGCUGAUGUGGCGAUGUGGCACCAUGACAUGUGGGGCUUACGCUGACUCAGCCGCCACGUCAGAUAAAACUAGGGUCAGAACCAUCUGAAGGAUAACUCGAUGACAAGUUGAAGGACCUUCAGUGUACUUUUUCCUUUUCUGUCACUAAAUUCGGCCCACAAAUAAAUGUGGCACAUUUAGUUCCCAUCAACGAAUUUCAGGCCUCGAACGAAUUCUGACGGGCCAAACAUUAAUACGAGAUAAUCCGGGGCUUUUCUGAGAAACUACCUCCAAUGGACAACUGCUGCCUCGCUGACCGGUGGGACCGCUUGCUCCGGUGAAGCGCCGGCCAGGGGAGAGGCGCCGGCGUCCGCGGCCGCGGCCGCGGCCGCGAAGAGCUUCCUCGGGAAGCACACGCCGCCGAACUUGCGCUUCCUCCUCCUCGUCCGUCGCGACGGCGAUGCGGACGGGACAGGCGCUCGGCGUCGGCGUGGCGGCGGAAUGCGUCAGCGUGGGCAACGGGGAUCGCGGGGGAGGGCGGCGGAUGGAACUCCUGGCCGUGGCGGUGGAGGCGGAGGUCUAGGAGUGCGCGGACGACGAAGAGAAGGAGGUGGUGGCGGCUGAGAGGAACGCGCUAGCUGGGUCUACUCCGGCGGCGGAGGCAAACCGCCGCGCGCGAGCCGCGAGUUUGUGCGGCGGCAACGGAGGAGGAGGACGACGCCGCCGCCGACUGAUUGCGGUUGUCCCAUUGGAGAUUGAGGUAAUCACUGAUGAUGAUUUUCUAAUUUAGCCUAUGAUGAUCUGAAUGCGCCCUGAUACCUUUUAGAACUGAUCCAAUCCGAUCAGUUUGGAUCUUAGUGCUUUGCAGAAGAAAUGCCACUGUAUCAUUGAUAAUAAUGCUCUAUUUGGUAAUCAGUAAAGCAUCAACAUUGUGCUUGUCAUCAUAAUUCGUCACUAGCAGGCUUGCAUCAUAAAUUAUUUCAGAGAAAGCCUAGAUUCGAUUGCUGAUAAAAUCCUCCAAUAUUGAACUUAUUGCAUCAGGCAACUGCUGCUCACGUUGUGCAAAAUAUUAAAAGAGAAAAUCCAUGAAAUGCCAUUGACAAGCACACUAAUCCAAGAAAUGCCAUCGACGAACGCAACUUCCAGGAAAUGCCAUCGUACGAGCCAUUUUGUCCCAGAAAUGCCAUCACCGUCACUUUUACUCUGUUAGAUACCGUUAAUUUUGUCAAAAUGACCAGAUUGCCCUUCUCAACCUAGGACAAAUCCCCUUCACCGCCGGCCACUCCUCUUCCUCCCCUCCACUUCAACCACUCCUCUUCCACCUCUUCUCCCAUCGUCGGCGGCUAUCAGGAGGAUCGACACCGUUGCCGCACCCCCGCGCACGUCCUCACUCGGAGCACCCCGGUCGUCCUCGCCCUCGAGCUUCCGCCGCCGCCACCGCUGCCGUCCCCGAGCUCCCGCCCCCGGCGACUUCUCCCCUUCCACCACCGUGAGGGGGCCCUCUCUCCUCUCUCUCUCUCUCCCCGACGACGACCUUGAAUGACGAAGUGAGACUGUGGAAGUUGAGGCGGACUCGGUGGCUGUGCGCAAGUGGAUCUGGACGUCGUUGAGGAUCGACGCCGGUGACGUGCGCAAGUGGAUCUGGGCGUCACGGCCACCGGCGGGAGGUCGCCAGAGCUCCUCCGCACCUCCCCUGGCCGCCGCCGAGCCGUCCUCGCCCUACCCUGGCCGCGCCGCACGUCGCCACUCACGCUGUUGCAGCCGGCUAGAGGAAGAAGACGAUGGGGAAAGGAGAGCAAGCAGCCGGGCCCACCUGUCAUUAGCCUAUCAAAAUUUUUCCAUAGAAAAAUAAAUCAGCAGAAAUGUAAAUCAAAGCCUUGGCCCACUUGUCAGCCACUGUAGACUGAGGAUAUGUGUCGGAUUAAAAAAAUACAUUAUGAACAGUGCUGUUUCAUUUGGUGAA
Molecule: messenger RNA, 2984 nt
Organism: Oryza sativa Japonica Group (Japanese rice)
Lineage: Eukaryota; Viridiplantae; Streptophyta; Magnoliopsida; Poales; Poaceae
Source: RefSeq, a predicted model, not a curated record